UUUGAGAACACUGAUCUUAGUUUGGAGAAAUGUGUAAAAUCGAUAGAGAAAAGUUUGCUCUUUAAUGACACAUUUUCCCAUUCUUUAAAGGUUCCUUUCUCAAACUGCUCUGUUGAGUGUAAGGAGGGAUUUUCAAGGCAACCUGAAGGUUUUCAUAGUUGCUGUUUUACAUGUAAAAAAUGUCCACGUAACAGCUAUGUGGAUUAUUCUCGGGAUCCCUAUACCUGUUUUCCAUGUGCAGAGAGUGAAUGGUCUGAUGAGGGCAGCACAACAUGUAAGACACGUUCUGUUGUCUAUCUUCAGGUCACAGAAAUCUCCUCCAUUGCUGUGAUGGUUUCUGCCACAUGCCUUAUUAUUCUCCUUUUUGCCAUAUUUUUCCUUUUCACCUAUAAUUACAACACACCAGUGGUUAGGUCUGCUGGUGGUAGCAUGUGUCUUCUUAUGUUGAUAUGUUUGAUAAUGUCUAGCAUAAGUGUGUUCUUUUUUUUUGGACAACCUACAUCUGUACAUUGCCUCCUGAGAAAUGCCAUAUUCGCAUUUUUCUUCACUGUCUGUCUUUCUUGUUUGACUGUCCGUUCCUUUCAAAUUAUUUGUGUUUUUAAAAUGGCUGCUCAGUUCCCUAAGGUGCACAGCCUUUGGGUAAAGCACAAUGGACAGUGGCUCUUCAUUGCAUUUUCUUCAGCCAUUCAUUUAAUUUCUUGUGUGAUAUGGAUGACUGCUUCUCCUGACAAACCCAUCGCUGACUCAUGGACUUUUAAAGAUCAAAUUUUGCUCAUCUGUGAAAUGGGGAACACUAUAACCUUCACCAUAGUUGUGUGUAUAAGUUGGUUUCUAGGUUUCCUCUGUCUUCUGUUUUCUUACAUGGGAAGAGAUCUGCCGAAAAAUUACAAUGAGGCCAAAUCAAUAACUUUCAGUCUCAUUUUGUACUACCUGAGUUGGAUUGUUUACUUCACAGCAUACCUCUCUGUCAAAAGCAAGUACAUCAUGCUUUUGAAUGCAAUGGCCCAGAUAUCUAGUAUAUAUGGAAUUCUCUUCAGCUAUUUUAUACCAAAAUCUUACAUUAUGAUAUUUCAACCUCAAAAGAACACUCCUGCAUACUUUCAAACAUCUAUUCAGAAUUACACCCAGACCAUUAGUAGGACUUAGACCACAACGAUUCAGACAUGCAGAUAAAGUCAUCCACAAGGGAACUGCAGUUGCCCUUAGUUGGAGGAUGAUUUUGUUUUUAAAACACAGUUGUGGAUAUUUGACAGAUAAAUACAUUUGGCAUUUUAGUAAGCAUUCUCUCUCUACAUACCUUGUAAACUUUGGCAAUAACUUUAGUGUAUGUAGGAACAUUGCACGUAUAUGGUUAAAUUCAUUGCUCAAGGUCACAGACCUCAGAAACUCUCUAAUAUACAAAACCCUCUACUUGGUUGUGAACCCUCUUAAACUGUAAGCCUUAGAUCCUUCAAUAUUAUGUUACCACAAUCUUAAAUAAACACAUAAGAAAAGUAGAGAAGGAAAAUACAUUCUGGGGUUCAUUCUGCACUAUAUCACAUGUGACUUAUGGGAAAAAAGAGCAAUUUAAAUAUUUAUAAAGAUGUUCUUUACAUGCUACAAUUUACACUUAAGUGUUAAUGUAAACACAAAUGCUUGCUUUUUACAUGUAAUAAAGAACAUUUUCAAAACUUCCAUAACUCAUUGUCUAAGUAAUCAAUAUAGAUUUGUGAGGUUUGGAUUGUCAAUCUUGUAUCUGUCAUGAUUGAACACAGGAAGCAAUUGCAAGUAACGCCGUUUAUUGAACAACAAGCAGAUAUAAAGUCUCAGUCAAUGAAGUGUGCAGGCUUCGUUUAGCGCAGGGACUGGGAUGAUCGGUUGGUACAGCAUGGUGGUGACGUGAAGAAUGGCGGUGAGAUGAUUCCAGGAUCCAGACAUUAGACGAGACACGAAGACAGUAAUCCAGGGACUGACGACGAACAACAGGAACUCCGGUCAGGAACAGACAACCACGAACAGGACACCAAACAACGAUCUGACAAUGGAGAUGAGAAUGAGGUGAGUAUUUAAAGGGGUGAGGGAAUGAGCAGCAGGUGGGGACGGUGAUGAGUGGCAGCUGGAUCCACUAAUGAUCCACGUGGCCUGGAUACAAACACACUCGCACGCAUACAUACACAAACACACCCACUGCUGUCACAACACAGAGCACGCGACAAG
Megalobrama amblycephala (Wuchang bream) is the source of this 2196-nucleotide messenger RNA. RefSeq names its product taste receptor type 1 member 1-like. The annotation marks the transcript as partial. Gene Ontology annotation, cellular component: membrane. Gene Ontology annotation, molecular function: G protein-coupled receptor activity. Gene Ontology annotation, biological process: G protein-coupled receptor signaling pathway. The transcript is spliced from 2 exons. The record is from RefSeq and is a predicted model, not a curated record. NCBI's taxonomy places the organism in Eukaryota, Metazoa, Chordata, Actinopteri, Cypriniformes, Xenocyprididae.